CGGCAUCCCUUGAUCCGGGGCUGUAACCGUGGAAACGACAGGAAGGAGACGUGUCCAGGAAGAGAGGAGACGAGGAUGGGGAAAAAGAAGAGGGAGAAGAUCAGUGUGGCUAAAGAGAUAGACGGGAUGGAGGACCGGCUGGCCGCCUGCAAGGACAGCCUGGAGGACGUGGACUACAAGCUACGUAAACCGGAGCUAACGGAGGAGGGGAGAAAAUCUUUGGAAAAAGAAAAGAAUUCUCUGACCAACAAGAAGUCUCAUUAUGAGAAAGAGCUGAAAUCUCUGCGCCACGAGAAUCGCAAGAAUAUGAUGCUGUCCGUCGCCAUCCUAAUGUUCCUCGUGUUGGUGUAUUACUGCUGGACCAUGUGAGGGAAGAAGACGGAUCCGCAUUGGCCGGGUUCUCUGUGACGGAUUUCCCGGCAGGAAGGUGAAGAGCCGUCUCUGGAUGGAGAGAUGUGAAUGUAGCGAGAAGAACUCUCCCGCCCUCCCGAUUGUGAAUGUAUUGACCUUCUCCAGCACUGUCCUGACGAUCGACAAUCCCGGACGGAUCGGGUUUUUUUAUUGCUGCUCCAUGAAGCCAUAUCCCUCCUAAAAUUGGCAAAGUGCCGUAAAAAA
This is a messenger RNA of Rana temporaria (common frog), 615 nucleotides long. RefSeq names its product coiled-coil domain containing 167 (gene CCDC167). The transcript has 4 exons. NCBI's taxonomy places the organism in Eukaryota, Metazoa, Chordata, Amphibia, Anura, Ranidae. The coding region runs from base 76 to 369 and encodes 97 amino acids. The record is from RefSeq and is a predicted model, not a curated record.